GAUCCCAUUGCAACUGCUGUGUUUCAUGGAACCUUCUCCAAGCCUAUCCAUCCUUUAAAUACUUUCACAACCAUCUCACAACUCAAGGAAAGAAAGAGGUCACUCUUCUAAUUCUUAGCAUUGCUCUCUUGUUUGUUUCCUCAAGUUCCAGGGGUCACUCAAGAACACGAUGAUGAUCACACUCUUCCAAUUUCUCGUCAUUGCGGCACCAAUCUUCCAGGUGAUCACAGCCUCCGACGCCGAUCCCCUCCAGGACUUUUGUGUGGCCGACCUCGCAAAGGACCUCACUCUCAAUGGCUACCCUUGCAAGCGAGCAGCCAACACCACCACUGAGGAUUUCAUCUUCUCGGGCCUUCGAAACUCCGCAAACACCAGCGGCCCAUCGAGAGCCGACGCGGUGUUUGGCUUCGUCCACAGUUAUCCGGGGCUCAACUCUCUCGGCCUCUCCAUAGCCAGGCUCGACUUUGCUCCCGGCGGUCUCAUCCCUCCACACACGCACCCACGAGGCUCAGAGAUCAUCUACGUCGUGGAAGGGAGCUUGUACGCCGGAUUCGUCACCACCCAGAACCAGCUCUUUGCUCGGGUCAUCUCCAAAGGCGACGUGAUGAUCUUCCCGCGGGGUUUGAUCCACUGGCAGCUCAACGUCGGUAACACCACCGCCAUGGCCAUCGUGACGCUGGAUUCGCAGUCACCGGGCUUCCAGCUUAUCGCAAGCUCCAUGUUUGGAUCGGACAUCCUGGACGAGGUGCUCGUCAAGACCUUCUUUAUUGAUGAGAAUGCGGUCCGGCAGCUCAAGGCGACGUUCUCUGGCUCCUCCUAAAUAGUUCAUGGUUUCAUAUAGAAACUUAGCAAAAUAAUAACAAGGAUCUCAACAUAGCCCGAGUGGCACAUUUGGAAAGGUGACGUGAUGAAGUUGGAAUUUGCACCUUCACCACUGCUUCAGCCACCUUUUCCCUCGUGCAAAACAAUUAGGAUAAAGUCUUGCUUGCCCGGUCAACUCAUAGUCAAAAUUGAUUUCCGAAUGAUGCUUUGAAUUCGGUUAAUGAAGCAAGAUGGCGCAGGUAAACAAAACCAUAAUCUUUACAAAGCAUGUUAACCAGGUGCCAUUGUCGAGGACGUGUUCAAGUUUGCCUCUGGGUGGAUGAUGUUUGCCUCAGGGGUGUCAAUCUCUCAAGCUCCUUAUCAUCUGCCAGGAAGCACAAGAACAACUUACUGGGACCAAUGCCAAAAACAAAGGUGUCCACAAAGCUGUGUUUGUGAGGCGUGAAAAUGUGGAAACUUUUAUCCUUUGUAGCCACAGGCGCUGGAAACAAACGCGAAAAAAGCCGUGCUCUCAAACUCCAAGCCAAAAGAGAGGUUGUAUUUCAUCAAAAGUCUAUCUCGACAAAAGCACACAGCCAUGCAAUUUCAAGCGCAAACAAACUAUCAGUAAGUCGAAAAGAAAGAAUGCAAGCAAGCAAGCAGGCUAUUAAACAUGCCUAUACAAAAAUAAAUAAUGCAGGAAAAAUGCUGGGUAGAGAGGUUGAGGGACUCGCUGUGGAAUCGACUUUGCAGCCCGCAGCUCACUUGGCUU
This is a messenger RNA of Selaginella moellendorffii, 1573 nucleotides long. Its product is annotated as germin-like protein 1-3. Gene Ontology annotation, molecular function: manganese ion binding. NCBI's taxonomy places the organism in Eukaryota, Viridiplantae, Streptophyta, Lycopodiopsida, Selaginellales, Selaginellaceae. Gene Ontology annotation, cellular component: cell wall. The record is from RefSeq and is a predicted model, not a curated record. The transcript is spliced from 2 exons. Bases 170 to 820 code for a protein of 216 amino acids.